AGUAUUUGUCAACUAAACAUCACUGUCACGAGAAUGUGUAACACGAACCCAACAGCCAUGGUCUUGCCGUAUGGACUUAAGGUAUCAACGCAGACACCAUAUCUACAUUUUGGAGUUUCUCCUAUGGCACUAGAUAUUCAGCGUGCACAACAGCUGUAUGAUUAUAGUACCCGUUUGCAGUAUGGACUUAGCAGAUAUCCAAAUGCUUUAGGACUAUCACCAUACCAUCCAAGUCCAGCUGAAGCUUACAUGCAGCACUAUUUCAAAGAUCCCAGGGCACGGUUCAUACACGAGGAACCAAAGCCAAACCAUAGUUAUAUUGGGUUAAUUGCAAUGGCAAUUCUAAGUGCCAGGGAUAAAAAGUUAGUUCUGAGUGACAUUUAUCAGUGGAUUUUAGAUAAUUAUCCCUAUUUUAGAGCAAGAGGGCCAGGAUGGAGAAAUAGCAUUCGUCACAAUUUGUCUCUUAACGACUGCUUUAUCAAAUCAGGUAGAAGUGCAAAUGGAAAAGGACAUUAUUGGGCAAUACAUCCUGCGAAUGUUGAUGACUUUCAAAAAGGAGAUUUUAGAAGGAGACGUGCACAAAGACGAGUACGUAAACAUAUGGGUCUAUCAGUUCCGGAUGAUGAGGACAGUCCUAGCCCGUCACCUACUUCAACUUCUCACACCUGGGAUGAUAACUCUAAUGAAAAUCUUGGGACCGACGAAAAAGUAAGUGAAGAAGAGGAGGACAUCAAAGUUGAAAUAAUAGAUGAAUCCGAGAACCAAAUUACUCAAAAUCAAAUCCCAAGACAGCAACCUACAACACGUAAGCGUCUUUUUGAUGUAGAAAGCUUACUAGCGCCUGAUGACAUUGUAAUCAAACGACCAACUGUUUUCGACAUUAGAAAUUUAAAAUUUCAUUCAUCAGUUGAUUGUUCUAGUUCUACGAGUCAUAAUUCACAGAGUGACAAUAACAGUGAACUUUCUGACAAUUCAGAGAAAGAAAACAUUGCAAACAGCAGUUGUGAAGAUAACGAUUGUACGGACAAUAAAGUUUCACAUACAGUAAAUUCUUUGCAAACUUAUUCCAACAUUGACACAAAGGACCCUAUUGUGAUCGCAAGUAGGCCUAGCGCAUUUCAAAAUGCACAUGCACGAGCUUGGAACUCCCUAAUGCCAUAUUUGGCAACCUAUCCAUAUAUUCGUAGACAGCAAGGAUUAGGAAACCCAAGCGCAUGUCCUAAUUCUUCAACAUUCGAAGGACUAACAACUGGGAACAUUUUUAAGUCUGCGUCUGAAUGAGAAACAAAGAUAUGAACUGUAUGAAUUGUUUAUGACAUAUGAAUGUAUUUAUUUAAUGCUGCACAUGUUAUUGUUGUGAAUUAUUAAAUUUUCUGAUUUUA
Molecule: messenger RNA, 1382 nt
Organism: Mytilus californianus (California mussel)
Lineage: Eukaryota; Metazoa; Mollusca; Bivalvia; Mytilida; Mytilidae
Product: forkhead box protein A4-like
Exons: 1
Coding region: 34-1281 (415 amino acids)
Biological process (GO): anatomical structure morphogenesis; cell differentiation; regulation of transcription by RNA polymerase II
Molecular function (GO): RNA polymerase II cis-regulatory region sequence-specific DNA binding; DNA-binding transcription factor activity, RNA polymerase II-specific
Source: RefSeq, a predicted model, not a curated record